AUGACGCCUCCCGUCGAUAUUCAUACGGCUGCGUCGAGGACGGUAUCCCAUAGCUGGGACCAGAAUAAUUUGUCGACUUCACCAACAAUCACUUUCCAAUCCCCGCCGAAUAGCUGGGGCGGGGCACUAGCUCAUCGGGUUGCACCCAAGCAACUGAAGCCGUUCAAUACUCAAGAUAUCAAAAUCCUCCUACUAGAGAACGUGAACACUACCGGCCAAGAGAUUCUCCGAGGACAAGGUUACCAAGUGGAGGCACUAAAAACCUCUCUCCCUGAAGAUCAGCUGAUUGCAAAGAUUCGUGACGUGCAUGUCAUCGGUAUCCGAUCGAAGACAAAAUUGAACGAGCGCGUGCUGAGAGAGGCCAAAAAUCUUCUAGUUGUUGGAUGCUUUUGUAUUGGGACGAACCAGGUUGAUCUUGAGUACGCCGCUCGCCAUGGCAUUUCGGUCUUCAACUCACCCUUUGCCAACUCUCGGAGCGUUGCAGAGCUUGUAAUUGCAGAGAUCAUCACCCUUGCCCGUCAACUGGGAGAUCGGUCUAAUGAAAUGCACCGUGGAACUUGGAACAAGGUCAGCGCAAAGUGCUGGGAGAUUCGAGGCAAGACUCUAGGCAUUGUCGGAUACGGCCAUAUCGGCUCGCAGCUUUCAGUUCUCGCGGAAGCCAUGGGCAUGAAUGUAAUCUACUAUGACGUGGUUACCUUAAUGGCUCUCGGAACGUCUCGCCAGGUUCCAACCUUGGAAAAUCUUCUCGAAGAGGCAGAUUUCGUCACACUCCACGUGCCGGACCUUCCGGAGACUCGAGGCAUGAUUUCAACGGCUCAAUUCGAAAAGAUGAAGAUUGGAUCGUAUCUUAUAAACGCCAGCAGAGGCACUGUUGUGGACAUCCCUGCUCUGGUCAAGGCGAUGCGAUCUGGGAAAGUUGCAGGAGCGGCCCUUGAUGUGUACCCCAAUGAGCCUGCUGCCAAUGGAGACUAUUUCACCAACAACCUAAAUCAAUGGGCCGAAGAUCUCCGCUCCUUGACGAACAUAAUUCUCACUCCACAUAUUGGAGGUAGUACGGAGGAAGCACAACGUGCAAUUGGCAUCGAGGUCGCCGAUGCCCUUGUUCGUUACAUCAACCAAGGUAUCACUCUGGGAAGUGUCAACAUGCCUGAAGCCCAGCUGAGAUCACUCACACUGGAUGAGCCAAAUCACGCCAGAGUCAUCUACAUUCACCGCAAUGUCCCUGGGGUUCUGCGAAAGGUAAACGAGAUUCUGGGGGACCAUAAUGUUGAUAAACAAAUCAGUGAUAGCAAAGGCGAUGUUGCCUACUUGAUGGCGGAUAUCAGUAAUGUUCGCUAUGAGGAAAUCAAAGACAUUACCGACAAUCUAGAAGCCUUGAGCUCCUGCAUUAUGACGCGAGUGUUGUAUUAG
Molecule: messenger RNA, 1410 nt
Organism: Pochonia chlamydosporia 170
Lineage: Eukaryota; Fungi; Ascomycota; Sordariomycetes; Hypocreales; Clavicipitaceae
Product: D-3-phosphoglycerate dehydrogenase 2
Exons: 8
Coding region: 1-1410 (469 amino acids)
Molecular function (GO): oxidoreductase activity, acting on the CH-OH group of donors, NAD or NADP as acceptor; NAD binding
Source: RefSeq, a predicted model, not a curated record